AAGCAAUAACAGCAGCUACUCAAACACAAACAAGCAUAACAAGAAGGUCUAAAGAAGGUGGUCUGCUCUGCUCUGUUCUCUCUGCACUGCUCUUUUUCUAAAGCUCUAGAAGUCAUCUGCCAAGGCUCUCUUCUCAAUCUCACUCUUCUCUCUUUCCAUUUAAGCCACUCUAAUAGCGGCCAAGUUCUCUUAGACCUGUGGAACAUCUUGUGGGUGUGGGUGUAAGUGCAGAAGAAAGGAGGAGGAGGAGGAGGAGGAGAAGAGAGAGAAGUGAAGUGGUCUUUACAACUACCAAAGGUUCUAAAUUUGGUGGUGGUGGUGGUGGUGGGUGAAGAGAGGGAUAGAAAACAGAGAAGAAAAGAAGAAGAAGUGCAGGUUUGGUCCUCUGGAGCACAAGAGUUUCUUACAAGGGGGGGAUAGGGGGUGGUGUUUAGCUAAGUAAUGCGUGCAGGAGCCUGUACAGUCCAGCAGACCCUCACAUCGGAGGCUGCUUCGGUGCUAAGGCACUCCCUUGGCUUAGCCAAGAGGAGGGGCCAUGCCCAGGUCACUCCACUUCAUGUGGCUGCCACCUUACUUAGUCCAAGGUGCAGUCUCUUAAGGAGGGCUUGUCUCAAGUCUCAUCCACAUUCAACUUCUCAUCCACUUCAAUGCAGAGCUCUUGAACUUUGCUUCAAUGUGGCUCUCAAUAGACUUCCAACAACACCUGGUCCUUUCCUCCAUGGCCAACCUUCUCUUUCCAAUGCUCUCAUUGCAGCACUGAAGAGAGCUCAAGCACAUCAGAGGAGGGGUUGCAUAGAACAGCAGCAACAGCAACCUCUCCUUGCUAUUAAGGUAGCACUAGAGCAGCUCAUUAUAUCCAUUUUAGAUGACCCUAGUGUUAGUAGGGUAAUGAGAGAAGCUGGAUUCUCCAGUACCUCUGUUAAGAACAACCUAGAGGACUCUUCAGUAGCUUCUUCUGUGUUUCAGUGCUAUAGUAGCUCUGGUGGGAUUCUCUCUUCUACUUGUUCUCCUCCUAUUGAAACUCAUAGAGAGAUUAGCAACCACAGCAGUUUCUGGCAGACCCAUUUGUUGAACUGCUAUUCUGAGCAAAACCCAGUUCUCUUUUCUACUCCAAAGAAGCCUUUAAGCACCCUUGUCACUGAUUCAGCCACUGAAAAGGAGGAUUUCAGGUUGGUUUUGGAGGUCCUGAUGAGGAAGAAAAGAAGGAAUACAGUAGUUGUUGGGGACUCUGUUUCAACAACUGAGGGCCUGGUUGCAGAGCUCAUGGCAAAAGUCGAAAGAGGCGAUGUACCUGAUGAAUUGAGAUCAGCCCACUUUAUUAAAUUUCAGUUAUCCUCUGUUUCUCUGAGGUUCAUGAAGAAAGAGGAUAUGGAGAUGAAGGUUACAGACUUGAGAAGGAAGGUGGGUUCUCUUGUAACAGGAGGUGGAGGAGCAAUCAUCUAUGUUGGAGAUCUCAAAUGGGUAGUUGAAGGUGGUGGUGGUGGUGGUGGUGAGAAAGAGGGGGGAUUCUCAACAGAAGUGUCUAGUUAUAAUGCAACUGAUCAUCUGGUUGCAGAGAUGGGAAGGUUGCUCUCAGAUUAUAGUUGCUCAAACAGUAAGGUGUGGUUGAUUGCCAUUGCAAAUUAUCAGAGUUACAUGAGGUGCCAGAUGAAGCAACCCCCUCUUGAGACUCAAUGGACUCUCCAAGCUGUUUCUGUUCCUUCAGGUGGACUGGGUUUGAGCCUCCAUGCUUCCAAUGUCCUUGAUUCAAAGGCAUUUCUCUCUCCAAACACAUCUCUAGUGCCAGAAACAAAGCUUUUCACUCCCAAGGAAGAACCAGACAAUCUCAACUGUUGUGGUGAAUGUACCUCCAAUUUUGAAAAAGAGGCAGCCAUAUUCACAUCAGGCCAGCAAAAGCCAUCAUCCUCACUUCUUAGCUCUUGUAAUUCUAAAGACAUGGUCAGGGGUCCAACCAACUUGCCUUACUGGUUGCAACCAUAUAAAGCUGAUACAAAUCACAAGGAUGAUUUGGUUGAAUUGAGGAAAAAAUGGAACAGGUUAUGCCAAAGCCUACACCAUCCAAGGCCUAAUCAGACCCAUCACAUACGCUCUUCCUUAUUCAACAACCAAAACUCAAGUGGAAAGAGCUAUACCUAUUCAAAUACUUACCCUUUGUGGCCUUCCUCAUCUCAGUACAACCAAACCAGCAUUUUCCCUGAAUUGACUUCGAUUUCCUUCACAGAGUCUAACCGCAACCAUAUCUCGAACACAGCAUCUCAAAUUAGAAAUCACCAGUCACAUACAAUUGAAUUUGGUUUCACUAAUGAAGCAUGGGAACACAGGCAGUUGGAAGUGAGCUUGGAUUCUCUGAAAAGUACAGAAAACAAGGAAAUGAAGAUCACUCUUGCCCUUGGUAAUCCUCUUUUCUCAGAUUCCAUGGCAUCCAGGGUUCAAAAAAGGGAAGGAAAGAUGGACCCAAGAGAUCUAUGUAAGCUAUUGCAAGAGAAUGUCCCUUGGCAAUCUGCGAUAAUCCCUUCAAUCGCAGAAGCUUUACUAAGUUCCAAAUCAUUUGAGAAGAAUGGGAAUUGGUUACUGAUUCGGGGGAUGGAUUGUAUAGGAAAGAGACGACUGGCACUUGCAAUUGCUGAGUCAAUUUGUGGGUCUACUGAUCACCUUGUCCACUUGAAAAAGAGAAGAGAGAAUGAGGACACACCAUUAUCUGAAAUCCUCAGAGAAACCUUGAAAGGCCACCAAAAAUGUGUGGUUUUAUUGGAAGAGAUUGACUAUGCUGAUUCCAACUUCAUAAACUUCCUAGCUGAUGGCCUUAAAACCAGGAAUUUCAAAGACCUGGAAGGGAGAGAGGUUUGUUUUGAUCAGGCUACAUUCAUUGUAACAAUAGGUGGUUGUCCUUCAAGCUUCAUGGACAGCAAGGAAGAUGAGAUAGCAAUCCAGAUGAAGUUGCAGUUUGAAGACACUACUAAUCCUACUUUUGAAAUGUUCAAUUCUGAUCAUAAGAGGAAGGCUGAGUGGGACUUGCCAAGUAAGAACAAGCAUCCAAGGAAAGAAGAGAAAGAAGACUCCUCUUCAGCUGUGGAUGAUAAUGGUGGUGGUAGUGACAAGAGGGUUAUCUCAAGACAGUCGAGCUGUAACACCCUUGAUUUGAACAUACUUGCUGAAGUGGAAGAAGAUGACAACGCCAACCCCAUCCCUAGUGAUCUAACUGAAGAAACUGCUACAGAUCUCCAAAACCCACAUGGGUUUAUUCUUGGAUCGAUCAAGAAGAGCUUUCUUUUCGAUCAAAAUCCAAAAAUUUUCGAUGAAAUGGGUGAGACUUUCUUGUCAAAGAUCAGAGGGUCUUUCCAGGAAGUGUGUGGGGGGAGUGAAAUGAAGAUAUCUUUGUCAGUUGAUAAGGGAGUGUUAGAUGAAAUGGUAGCUGGGUGUGGCUCUUUCCUUAAUGGCUUGUUUGAAAUUUGGCUGAAAGACAUUUUCCAAACGAGCUUGCAAACUGUGGUUAAAGAGAGAGGGAAGGAGGGAAACAUCAAGCUCUCACUUCUUGGAGUUAAAGGGGAGAAUGUUUUGGAUUAUGGGUUCAAAGGGUCGAGUCUUCCCAAGACAGUCCAAGUUGUCUUCAAGGAUUUGGCCACGGGGGUCUCCAUGUAAAACUAGAGAGAGAGAGAGAGAGAGAGAGAGAGAGAGAGAGUAGUAAGCUAUCAAAGUACCCUUGUGUUGUAACCUUUCCCAUUUUCAUUUUAAUUACAAAGUCCUUUCUGUA
Molecule: messenger RNA, 3751 nt
Organism: Macadamia integrifolia
Lineage: Eukaryota; Viridiplantae; Streptophyta; Magnoliopsida; Proteales; Proteaceae
Product: protein SMAX1-LIKE 4
Exons: 3
Coding region: 442-3639 (1065 amino acids)
Source: RefSeq, a predicted model, not a curated record